Didymodactylos carnosus is the source of this 483-nucleotide messenger RNA. The record is from the annotation of a GenBank genome assembly. Lineage: Eukaryota; Metazoa; Rotifera; Eurotatoria; Philodinida; Philodinidae.
AUGAUUUUCAAAGGUCUCAUUCGAUAUCCACGGUUUGCCAGCCGGUAUGUCGAUCUUUAUCCUGGCGAAUUUCAAAUUGCUCCGCAAAUGUCUAGCGAAGCACAAAUUCCCAUUUUUAAAGACCCACCACCACCGUAUAUUCAAAAUGUAGAGGAAAUACCCGCACCAUCGGGAGGACAACAACAACAACAACAGCAACAACAGCAACAACAACCACAACAAAUCUACACCCCACCAAAAUUUCGUGAUGUACCAGUUGAAGCCCGAUGCCCAAACUGUGGUUACACUGGAGCCACACGAGUUAAAUAUGUUAGCGGUCUUCUUGUUUGGCUAGCUGUGCUGGUAUUAGUUUUGUUUGGAUUUAUUUUGGGUUGCUGUCUCAUACCAUUUUGUGUGAAAGCUAUGAAAGACACGAAACAUCUUUGUACGAAUUGUGGAACAACUCUUGGCUCUUAUAAAAAGUUAGAAAGUGCGUUUAAAUAG